GUUUUUCUGUCGCAAUAUGCUCAUCAGUCAUACCUGGGGAAUGCAAAUAGGAUGAAUGACCGAUGGGAUGCGCCAGUUUAUUGACAAUUUGACAGCAGCGGCUGCUGGAUCAACGCGCAAGCACUUGACAACCACGGACGCAUUUCCUACGUCAUGCCAGCCAAUCGAAACGACAACCAGGACGGCCAUGGAAGUCUCAAUCGUAGCCACAGCCGCAGCAAAGAGCAGAAAAAACAUCAUCACUUCGGCAGCACUUCUCAGCACCAGGCCAAUUACACUCUUCGCCCAGCUACUGCUCCUGCGAACCAUCAUGCGCCUCGUCCCACAAGAUCAAGGUCGCGUCUGCAGAAACGAGCCUCUUCCCACGCUUUGACCACUUCUACCAACGGUCCAACGGUCAUGGCCCCAUCUGUUACUGUUCCCCCAUCCCAGAAUCGCAUGUCAGUUGAUCGUCAGAGUCUCACAGCCUUGCCCCAAUUGCCCGAGGCUAUCCCUCAUCGCUCGUCAUCCCUUCGCCAGAAGACUCGUCCUCGAACCACCGAGACUGCGAAAGCCAAACCCAAGCAAUCUUCCGAGCACCUCAAGUCCCCAGCGCCACGGCCCAGCACCUUUCCAUCCGAACACAAAUCCUCAUACGACCAGAAACCUUCCUCCUCUCUUCCUCCACAGGACCACUCCAGCACGCAUCCGCCCCGAACUCCUCGUCACGUCCCCCUGGCGCCCUACGAUCCGUCACCUCUCAAUCCCUUAUACCAUAUACCCUCCCCAGACAUGACCAGUUCGUCGUUCACAUCUAUGUCUUCAGCGUCCGCAUCGUCGCCUCCUCGACAGACAAUUACCAAUAACACCACCCAUGCAAGCGAACACGCAAUCCUCCCGCCAGGCUUCCGACCCGGUACCAGCACGACCACCGACGUAGAAACCACAUGGCAUCCCGCCGUGACUCGCGAAGUCGUCAAAGAGCACACCAUCGAGGUCAUCCAGGAGGCAGUCACUCGCGAGAUCCACGUCCACCACUACUACACACACGUCCAGCCCAUCAAGGCUGUUGAGAUCCUGCCAGCGCGGCACUUCAUCAUGGAUCCCACCACUGGUCAGAAGGUCGAGAUUCCCGCUCCAGAGGGAUGGGAGAUGCCGGCAGACUUGCGACCCAGAAAACCUGACACCAGUGUCCUCGAGCCAAUGUCGAGACACUAUCUCGUGGAUGAGGAGCAUCCGAAAGGCGUACCGGAGCUGCCGCCGCAGGACUUCAAGAGGCGGAGUCAGCAGGAACUCAACAAGGUCGCGAAAGCAACCCAUACAGCGAAGUGGUCGCCAUUUCCGAGAGUUGAUUGACCCAGGCCCAUAUUAUAUCAGCCGCCGCAAAAUAUGACCAACCGGGACAGACGGUUAGCGAGCCAUUCACGUACGACUGCCCUCACGGUCGAGAUGUGAAAUGUGCGCAACAUCAAUUGGUUCAAGGAUAUGCCCCGGCAAUCGAAUCUUCAGCCGAACUGCAUCAUGAUGACACUCCCAACAUUGCAGUCUGUCACCUCGGUCACCGGUGCUGGACCCAAGCAGCUUACCUCCUCCUGGCGGGCGAAAGAGCCAUGCUGCAGGUUAACAGUACGAGCAUUGUGCCUCAGGAAUCCAUCGAUCUAUCUACCCGCCACCACCAACGCUUGCCUGAGCGACGUGUUGGCCAGUUGGAGAACAUGACAAGACAAUUAACUUGAGCAAAUCUAAGAGUUGGAAAGUCUAAGUUUUUGUGCAUAAAUCGUACAUGGGUACAAUGUUUGUGGUCGUUAGCCGACGCAAUGAAGCGAUACAAGACACCACUACGCCAUUGAAGACCGGAAUAAGCAUCUGUAUUUUUAUUGCGGCGGCUUCUCCUUCUUUUCUGAAGCGAUUCUUCAGUCCACUUUGACUUUGCCUCGCAUACGAAAAGCGUUGAUAGCGUUCAUCUUCGCUGAAAUUUCCAUACUCUGGAAUUUGUUCUUGCGGAUUGCAUGCAACAUCAUCACGGUUCACUUAGCGUUCCCUAGUACACCUGCAGAGAUAACCAGCUGUUGAGCAUUGAGUUGCAUUCAAAAUUGUAUAUAGCCAUAGCCGUUGUAGCAGUACAAUUACAAUAAUAAAAUCCACAAAGGUC
Exophiala xenobiotica is the source of this 2131-nucleotide messenger RNA. RefSeq lists its product as uncharacterized. The record is from RefSeq and is a predicted model, not a curated record. The coding region runs from base 154 to 1335 and encodes 393 amino acids. NCBI's taxonomy places the organism in Eukaryota, Fungi, Ascomycota, Eurotiomycetes, Chaetothyriales, Herpotrichiellaceae. The transcript has a single exon.